This is a messenger RNA of Solanum lycopersicum (tomato), 1371 nucleotides long. RefSeq lists its product as uncharacterized. NCBI's taxonomy places the organism in Eukaryota, Viridiplantae, Streptophyta, Magnoliopsida, Solanales, Solanaceae. The record is from RefSeq and is a predicted model, not a curated record.
CUACUUUUCAUACAAAAUUUGUUUUUUUCCUCUUUGUCUCCAUUUAUUGAGAAGGUAGUUCACCCACCAUUGUUGACCUCUGCAAAAUCUUUAUAUAGUUCUAACAAAUUUAAUCAAACACCUAUCUUCUCCAUCAUUAAAGCUCAACAUUUCAAUAUUAUCCCAACAAAGCCAUUUAAUCAUCUUCAAGAUUCCAUUUUUUUGCAUUCAAAUUCUAGUAAAGGUAUGCUCGGGAAAGUUUUAGUUGUCUUGUUGGUUUCAGGUCUAGCAUGGGCGUUCCCAGCCCUCCUACCUCCACCUCCCAGAAUCUGUGGCUCUCCUGAUGGUCCAACAGUUACCGGACCUAGAAUCAAACUUAGGGACGGAAGACAUUUGGCUUACAAGGAGCAUGGUGUACCCAAAGACACGGCCAAAUAUAAGGUCGUAUAUGCACAUAGCUUUGGUUCUACCAGAUAUGAGUCAGCUAUUGCAUCCUUGGAAACACUCGAAGAAUUAGGGGCGUAUGUUGUCUCUUUUGAUAGACCUGGUUAUGGGGAAAGCGAUCCUCAUCCAAAACGAACCAUACAAACUACAGCUUUGGAUAUGGAAGAGCUUGCUGAUCAACUCGGACUUGGCCCAAAAUUUUAUGUUAUGGGGUUCUCCAUGGGUGGUCAUUCAGUUUGGGGUUGCCUUAAGUACAUCCCUAAUCGUUUAGCUGGAGCAGCUCUAGUUGCUCCCGUUGUCAAUUACUGGUGGCCGAGCUUUCCUGCUAAUUUAUCCACAGAAGAAUACAAUCUACAGCUCACACAGGAUCAAUGGGCACUUCGAGUUGCACAUUAUGCGCCGUGGCUAGUCUACUGGUGGAACACUCAGAAGUGGUUCCCAUACAAUAGUGUUUUAUCUGGAAAACUCAAAAUGUCUCCUCCAGAUUUAGAAGUUGUUUCCAGAUCUGAUAAGCAUGCAAACGAAACGCAAAAACUAAAGGAAUAUGCUGUAAAGCAAGGAGUAUUCGAGUCCCUUCACCGUGACAUGAUGGUAGGUUUUGGGAAAUGGGAUUUUGAUCCUAUGGAUCUUAAGAACCUUUUCCCAAAUGGUUCAGUCCACUUAUGGCAUGGUGAUGAAGACUGGGUUGUACCUGUUAUAUUACAGCGUUACGUCAUAGAAAAACUUCCAUGGAUAAACUACCAUGAAAUACCAAAUGUUGGACAUCUAGUUAUGCAUGAUCCAGCCAUGAAGGAGGCUAUCUGGAAGACAUUUUUGACAGUAGAGAAAGAACAAAUAGUGUAUUCUUAAACAGGAAAACUGAAAUUUACCUGUAAGCAAAAUCUUUCUAAAUUGUUCUGUUUUGAUUCCCAACUACAUAUUUUAAUCUUAUUGUAAGAAUUAUGUCCA